GACGGAGUUCGAGACGCCCUCGGGGUGCCUUUAGCUUCCUCGACCACCUCGCCAGUCGGCUUCCUCUGGAAGAUUACGACUCGUUUGAGAACCUGAUGGCCAAAAGAAAGGAAGAAAAUUUCUUAUCUCCUGAAAAUGCCAAAAGAUCAAGACAAGAAGAGGCAGAGGAUUUUGAUAAAGAUGGUGACGAGUUCAAUGGUACCUCCACAUUGACUGCAGCAGAAGUUGGAAUAAUUGAGAGUAUUCAACUAAAGAAUUUCAUGUGUCAUUCUAUGCUUGGUCCCUUUAAAUUUGGUUCUAAUGUUAACUUUAUUGUUGGAAACAAUGGAAGUGGGAAGAGUGCAGUACUCACAGCUCUCAUAGUUGGUCUCGGUGGAAAAGCAAUUGCUACUAAUAGAGGAUCUUCGUUGAAAGGUUUUGUGAAAGAUGGGCAGAAGUUUGUGGAUAUUAUAACUGACAGUGUUGUAGAUAAUCCUGUUUCUGUUUUAACACAAGAGAUGAGCAAGCAGUUCUUACAGUGUAAGGGUGAAGGCGACAAAUAUAAAUUCUUCAUGAAAGCUACCCAACUUGAACAGAUGAAGGAAGAUUACACAUAUAUUAUGGAAACAAAAGAAAGAACAAAGGAGCAGAUAAAUCAGGGAGAAGAGCGACUUAUUGAACUGAAGCGUCAGUGUUUGGAGAAAGAGGAACGUUUUCAAAGUAUUGCUGGCUUAAGCACAAUGAAAACUAAAUUGGAAUUCUUGAAACAUGAAAUGGCUUGGGCAGUGGUCAACGAAAUUGAAAAACAAUUGAAUGCCAUUAGAGAUAAUAUCGAACUUGGAGAAGAACGUGCUGCCAAACUUGGCAGGAAAACGGAAGAACAGCAAGUCAGACUCAAUGAAGCAGAGAGAAAGUACAAGGAAAUUCAAGAUAAAUUGGAAAAGAUAAGUGAAGAGACCAAUGCACGAGCACCAGAAUGUUUGACAUUGAAAGCAGAUCUCACAGCUAAAAAAAGAGCCUAUAAUGAAGCUGAGGUUUUGUAUAACCGAUCCCUAAAUGAGUAUAAAGCAUUAAAGAAGGAUGAUGAGCAGCUUCGUAAAAGAAUUGAAGAACUUAAAAGAAGCACUGACCAGUCUUUGGAACCUGAGCGGUUGGAAAGACAAAAAAAAAUAAAGUGGUUAAAAGAUAAAGUAAAGACCUUCCAAGAUCAAAAAGUUUCUAUUACUCAAGAGAUUGAACAAUUUCAGCAAGCCGUAGACAAGGACAAAGAAGAACGGGACAGGAUUAGGGGAGAAGAACAAGAAGUCAGGCAUCUGCUGACCUAUAACCAGAGGCAACUGAAAGAACUGAAAGACAGUAAAAACAAUCGGCUAAAAAGAUUUGGUCCUCAUGUUCCAGCUCUUCUGGAAGCCAUCGAUGAUACUUAUAAACGAGGGCAUUUUACUCACAAGCCUGUGGGCCCUUUAGGAGCGUGUAUUCACCUUCGUGACCCUGAGCUUGCUUUAGCAAUUGAAUCCUGCUUAAAAGGACUUCUGCAGGCGUUCUGUUGCCAUAAUCAUGCUGACGAGCGAAUACUUCAGGCACUGAUGAAACGGUUCUAUGCCCCAGGAACCACCAGGCCGCAAAUCAUCGUUUCUGAGUUUCGGAGUGAGAUGCAUGACGUAAGGAACAGAGCUGCUUACCAUCCAAAUUUCCCAACAGUUCUGACCGCAUUAGAAAUAGAUAAUGUCGUUGUUGCCAACAGCCUCAUUGACAUGAGAGGCAUAGAGACGGUGCUGCUAAUCAAAAAUAACUCUGUAGCGCGUACAGUAAUGCAGUCCCAGAAGCCACCUAAAAAUUGUAGAGAAGCAUUUACUGCUGAUGGUGAUCAAGUUUUUGCAGGGCGUUAUUAUUCAUCUGAAAAUACAAGACCUAAGUUCCUAAGCAAAGAUGUGGAUUCUGAAAUAAGUCACUUGGAGAAUGAUGUAGAAAAUAAGACUGCCCAGAUACAAAAUCUUCAGCAACAUAUGUUUGCUCUCGGAAAGGAUAUUAAACGCAAUGAAGAACUUCUUAGAAGAUGCCAACUACAUUUGAAAGAGUUAGAGAUGAAAAUAAGAAAAAGUCUUUCUGAAAUUCAUGAACUUGAGAAUAUAGAAGAACAUCAGUCUGUUGAUAUUGCAACCUUAGAAGAUGAAGCGAAAGAAAAUAAAAACAAAAUGAAGCUGGUUGAGAAAAGCAUGGAGCAACGCAAACAAACGAUGGAGGCUCUUAGAGAUGUGAGAAUGGAAGCAGAAGAGAAGCACGAUGCCAUCAAAUUGAAAAUUAAUCAGCUCUUAGAGCUGGCAGAUCCACUAAAGGAUGAAUUAAACCUUGCUGAUUCUGAAGUGGAUAACCAAAAACGAGGGAAGCGGCAUUAUGAAGACAAACAAAAAGAGCACUUAGACACUUUAAAUAAAAAGAAACGAGAGCUGAGUAUGAAAGAGAAGGAAUUAGAGGAGAAAAUGUCACAGGCAAGACAGAUCUGCCCAGAGCGGAUAGAAGUACAGAAAUCUGCAUCAAUUCUAGACAGAGAAAUUAAUCGAUUAAGGCAGAAGAUACAGGCAGAGCAUGCCAGUUACGGUGAUAGAGAAGAAAUAAUGAAGCAGUACCAAGAAGCAAAAGAAACAUAUUCUGAUCUGGAAAAUAAAGUAAAGACUUUAAAAAGAUUUAUUAAAUUGCUGGAAGAAAUAAUGGGCCUUAGAUUCAGAACAUACCAGCAGUUUAGAAGGUGUUUGACCUUACGCUGUAAGUUAUACUUUGACAACUUAUUAUCUCAACGGGCUUAUUGUGGAAAAAUGAAUUUUGAUCACAAAGGCGAAACCCUUAGUAUAUCAGUCCAGCCUGGAGAAGGAGGCAAAGUUGCCUUCAGCGACAUGAGAGCCUUGUCUGGAGGGGAGCGGUCUUUUUCCACGGUGUGCUUCAUCCUUUCUCUGUGGUCCAUUGCAGAGUCUCCUUUCAGAUGCCUGGACGAAUUUGAUGUCUACAUGGACAUGGUGAACAGAAGAAUCGCAAUGGACAUGAUUCUCAAGAUGGCAGACUCCCAGCGCUUCAGACAAUUUAUCUUGCUCACUCCUCAAAGUAUGAGCUCACUUCCUUCAAGUAAACUGAUUCGAAUUCUUCGGAUGUCUGAUCCUGAAAGAGGACAGAGUAUUUUGCCUUUCCGGCCCAUAACUCAGGAGGAAGAAGACGAUUGAGGAUGAUUUGUAACUUCAUAUGCCAUGUCUUCAUGGCUAAAGAUUUGUAAAGGGAAAAAAACAAAAUGUAAUUGAAGAUAUAGCUAAAAGAAAGGAAGCCUCUCCUUAUCUGAGCACAGGAAGAUAUGUCUGUAAGCCUAGAAACCUAACUAUAACCAGCACUUUUCAAUUACUGUCACUUUACUUUGAGAACAUCACCUUCAUAGUCCUGGUUUUAAAUCUUUGUAAUUUUUUUUUUUAACCAUCUGUUUUUAUAGAUUCUUUUUCAGAAGUAAAAUUUGUACAUAUGUGCAUAUCUGUUUAGUUUGGUUUCAUUUCUACAGUGUUUUAUAAGAAUUAAAAUAAAAACUUGUGCCCCUGA
Molecule: messenger RNA, 3552 nt
Organism: Echinops telfairi (small Madagascar hedgehog)
Lineage: Eukaryota; Metazoa; Chordata; Mammalia; Afrosoricida; Tenrecidae
Gene: SMC6
Product: structural maintenance of chromosomes 6
Exons: 26
Coding region: 96-3191 (1031 amino acids)
Biological process (GO): double-strand break repair via homologous recombination
Cellular component (GO): Smc5-Smc6 complex; nucleus; site of double-strand break
Molecular function (GO): damaged DNA binding; single-stranded DNA binding
Source: RefSeq, a predicted model, not a curated record